GUGAGGCGACGACGCAUACGCAUGCAACGUCGGCGCCAAGGAAUCGAGGAAAACUGUUAACAUUGACAGCGUAUAUCCUGCAGCGGCGUUCAGAAAAUAUCGAGCUUCGCGAGCGUCGUGGAGCCGAUACCUUAGACGUAUUAGUAGGGUACUCGAGGAGUCCAGAAUCACUCUGCAGUUAGCCAGCAUCGAAUCGGCAUCAUGCGCGUCCACACGACCGUUCUUGUUUCCAUAGCGAUCAUCAUUGUCUCCGAGUGGCAUCGGUCCGAAGGGUACCUCGCCAGAGCACGGGUUCCCGUAAAAGAUGGUAAAUGCCAGCACAACGGGACGGAAGUAUCACAAUCUGAGCCUCUGAAACUGGAGCAUCCCUGCGAGGAAUGGAGUUGUCACUUGAAAACUGCAGAAGCCGGUGAAGUCGUUCUAGCAGGUUGCGGCGUCGUCCGUCCAGGUCCAGGUUGUGUUACUGUCAAAGGCACUGGCGUCUAUCCGGAAUGCUGCGUCAAGAUUGUGUGCAACUGACUGCACCUCACAUAAUAAUAGUCACUUGAUAAAUGAUAAGAGGAGAGUCGAGAAAGCCACCUGUGGCUUUGGUUCUUUUUUUUCGGUUAGAAGAUUUUUAGCUAAGCACGAACUUCGUCACAUGUAGUCAUGCGCUUAGCAUAGACCUACUUUGGUGCACAUUUAAAGCUUAAACUUUUUUGACACAAAAAUUGCGGUUACGUGCACCAGAGCUGCGAAGGUGCCGAAAUACGCCAUUUAAAGGAAGAGGAGGAAUUUGAUUUGUACGAAUUCGGUCUGAGCUAAUCUAACCUGCUAAGCUCUGCGCUGGGAAAGGGGAAAAGACCACGAAAGAGGGAUGGGGAAUGAUGAUGACGACAAGAAUAGUGCUGCGAUGAAUCCUAGUGAACAUAUCAGCAUACUUGAAUCCCAGUCUUGAGUGCAGUCUUGUGUUGGAGAGAUUGCGCCAUGGCUUGUACUGUUAGUCAAAAGUCGCUUGUGUUACUGCCCGUCUGUGUCUGCCCGUACUUUGCUUCAGGUCAUCAGUAGCAGAAAGUUCAAGCAUGCAGCCACAGAGAAGUGUUUGUAGUCAUGCAGAAAACGAGCGCCCUUACUAUAAAUUAUAAGCAAAGGAUACCAAUAAACUAUUUUUAUUCGACUUUUGUAUCUUUCUGCAAAUAGCUUUGAGCAGCAAUAAACUAUUUUUGUUCGA
This is a messenger RNA of Dermacentor andersoni, 1210 nucleotides long. The record is from RefSeq and is a predicted model, not a curated record. Lineage: Eukaryota; Metazoa; Arthropoda; Arachnida; Ixodida; Ixodidae.